Molecule: messenger RNA, 1371 nt
Organism: Pisolithus orientalis
Lineage: Eukaryota; Fungi; Basidiomycota; Agaricomycetes; Boletales; Pisolithaceae
Exons: 4
Coding region: 235-1119 (294 amino acids)
Biological process (GO): regulation of transcription by RNA polymerase II
Molecular function (GO): DNA-binding transcription factor activity, RNA polymerase II-specific; RNA polymerase II cis-regulatory region sequence-specific DNA binding; protein dimerization activity
Source: RefSeq, a predicted model, not a curated record
CUUCUAACCUUCGCAUCCUCGACUCCGCGUCUCCUCGCUCCUCCUUCCUCCCGCCCUUUUUUUCUUUUCUUUUCUUUUCUUCUUCUUUUCUUUCGCUUGCGUGCAGAUCUAUUGUGCGGCCGGGUCGUAUAAGCCAGCUCUCACCGCCCCAGUGCCUUUUAUUGCCGUCCCCUCCGUCUGUCUGCUGUGCAAACACAUCCCCCGCCUACCAUUCAAACCGACGUUCCUCUCGCCAUGGACUCCACUUUGCUCGAGCACCCCCGCAGCCCCAACUUCAUUGACGGCCCCUUCGCCUACGACUCCCUCAACCUCGAACCCUACCUCCAAUAUCCUCAGUCCCCAUACGGCGUCUCCACCAUGGCAUUGCCGGGUCCAUCUUCCUCCUCCCCUCGUCUCGACUUUGACUCGCUGAACUUGGCUAACACCAUCGGAGAGUACUCCUACUCGUCUGCUGCCUACACCACCGCCUCUCCGGGCCGGUCAUACACGCCUGCGGACAACAGCGGCAUCUCGCCCCCUGCUGUCUACAAUAUGAGUGCUGCUGAAUUGUCCUCGGAUAGCCUCACCUCAGGCAGGCGCAGCCGUGGCAGUGGAACUCACUCCCCCGCCUCAGUUCACAGCGUGCCCUACGCAGCCGUUCCCCGCUCCCAUCGCUUCAACCCCCUCGCCGCUCCUGCCACUCGCUCGGCAGCCAAGUCUGCUCGCAGAAAAUCUCGCAAUGAGGACUCUGACGACGAAGACGAGGACUUCCAGCCCGCCACCAACAACUCUGGUUCCACCGAUGCCCGCCGCGAAACCAUUCGCAAGCAACGCAUCGAGUCGGAGCAGAGGCGUCGCGAUGAACUCCGGGACGGUUACCGCAGACUCAAGGAUGCCCUUCCGGUCUCGAAUCAGAAGUCAAGCAAGGUGUCCCUCCUUGACCGCGCUACCACUCAUGUCAAAUAUCUCGAGAUGACUGCCCAGCAACUCCAGGCAAGACUCCAGCAAGCAGAGAACGAAGUACAGCGGCUUCGUACUGUCAACGAAGCGCUGAUGCUCGGCACAGCUGAGCAGAGACACGCAGCUGCUGCUGCUGCUGCUGCCGCCGCCGUGUCGCAACAAUCACAGUCAAAUUUCUGAUUGUUCGCUUGACAUUGGCCAUUGCUGGAAGAAAAUCUGGAGACUGCCCUCCUCGCCGUCGGUUUACUUAUUCUUCAUGCACUAUAUUAUUGCACACGGAUGACAGCAUUGUACACUGGAAUACCUGCCUGGAAGCGGGUCGCAUUUUAUCACAAUGGACUUUCUGCAUCGCAUUUUUUUUUAAAUUUCCUUGCAUUUUUUUUUACGAUCGCAGCAGCCCCGGUGUUCCUCAGCUGUCCGCGACACGCGCCA